This is a messenger RNA of Mucor mucedo, 394 nucleotides long. RefSeq lists its product as uncharacterized. The transcript has a single exon. Bases 35 to 265 code for a protein of 76 amino acids. The record is from RefSeq and is a predicted model, not a curated record. NCBI's taxonomy places the organism in Eukaryota, Fungi, Mucoromycota, Mucoromycetes, Mucorales, Mucoraceae.
GGGAGACAUUGUUAACGAGAACGGAAAUGAGGCCAUGGACUGGGAAGAAGAAGUCAAUCCUUAUAACACAGAAACUUUGAGUAACUUUACGCAGUAUUCCGAAAAGCAGCCAACAGAUCUCGACAUGACAGAUCCUGAUCUUCCUGAAAGAAUGGCACAGCUAGAAAAAACUAUCGAUGCAAGCAAUAUAUCUAAAACUAAAUAUGCAGAUUAUUUAGAUAUUCAGAAAACUUUAUUUCUGUAUUGCUUGCAACUUAAGUUUUGAAGUGCUGCAGUAUUAGCCAGAAAAGCUGCGAUUAAUGUUCGCACUGGCCAGGAUUGGGCCAAGAAGCUGAUUAAUGAUCCCGAUUCUGAUAUUUUCGAAAAAAAAUACGAACAAGGCUGUCAGUAAGGG